Messenger RNA from Pezoporus occidentalis (night parrot), 2140 nucleotides. RefSeq names its product potassium channel tetramerization domain containing 20 (gene KCTD20). NCBI's taxonomy places the organism in Eukaryota, Metazoa, Chordata, Aves, Psittaciformes, Psittacidae. Bases 613 to 1938 code for a protein of 441 amino acids. Gene Ontology annotation, cellular component: cytoplasm. The record is from RefSeq and is a predicted model, not a curated record. The transcript has 8 exons. Gene Ontology annotation, molecular function: protein binding. Gene Ontology annotation, biological process: positive regulation of phosphorylation.
CAUCUUAGAACUUCCCCUUUUAAGAGCCACCUUACUCAGUGCCCAAAUGGGCACCUUACCCCUUCACAAACACCUCGGUGCAUGUGUUGGCAUAAACAUCACCUCUGCUUUUUCUAUGUUGUAUUUUUAAGUCGUAUUUUCCCUUUCUUUAAACUUCCACAAAACAUGGCUCUGGUUCCUGCCUCAUUCAGCAGAAACGUGACGCAGCCAGAUAUGUUUUUGUGGAAGAAGUAUUAGUCACAGAAGAAAGAAUGUUAUGAAAUAUACUUAGAAAGUGUUAGAGCUGUGCUUGGCAUGUGAACUGUUUACCCACACGUAUAAACAGCUCAGGAGGAACUUUAACUCUUGCCAAGGUACCAUCCUAAACCUGAGUUAUUUUGAAACCUUGAGCAACGUGGUUUUCAGUUCUUGAAAAUAAGGUCUCAGGUUCUGUGCUGACACAAACUGAGAGUGCCAGUGGGUGGCCUCACCAAGGGGACAUUUUAGCCCCUGCUUUUGACUCCCUAAAAAUAAAUCAAGGUGUGUUUUCCUGAAGAGCUGCAGUGUGCUCAAUAAAAUGCUUGUGUUUAUGUGGGGUUUGGAUUGCUUCAGUGUUACUUGCAGAGUUUACUCAUGAGGCUGCACUCUAAAAGCUCUUCUCUUAGGAAACGCAGCCAACUCCUCGCGUCACGGAGGCCCAGCAUGAAUGUGAACUGUGCUGCUGGCACAGACUGGCCGAGAAAUCCGGAGCCCACUUGUUCUGUGGGGAGCACAACGGUAGCAGUCCAGGAGUCAGAAGAAAGCAACGUGGUGUUAGGAGGUCACAGCCCGGCUGCAGCUCCCAGGACUGAGGGUUUAGAUCCUGAAUGCCGACACACUCCUUGCCCAGUAAGUCCCCAGCUCAGUAGCAUGUUGUCUGCUCCUGAAGACACUCACAACUGCCAUUUCCAAGAUGGAAAUAAGAGACAGUCAGAGUAUUUUAACACCCAGGAACGCCACGGGUGCUGCACCUUGUCCUCAAGCAGCAGUUCACAGCCAGUGGCUUCAGAGAAGGUGACGCUCGUGGUAGAUGGCACUCGCUUUGCAGUGAAUCCGCAGAUUUUCACUGCUCACCCUGACACCAUGCUGGGAAGAAUGUUUGGACCAGGAAGGGAAUACAAUUUCACGCGACCAAAUGAAAAGGGGGAAUAUGAAAUCGCAGAAGGAAUCAGCUCAGCUGUUUUCCGGACUGUGCUGGAUUAUUACAAAACUGGGAUCAUUAACUGCCCUGAUGGGAUUUCCAUCCCCGACCUUCGAGACACAUGUGAUUACCUCUGCAUAAACUUUGAUUUUAACACAAUCAAAUGUCAAGAUUUAAGUGCUCUGUUACACGAGCUCUCCAACGACGGUGCUCACAAGCAGUUUGACAGCUACCUGGAGGAGCUCAUUCUGCCUAUAAUGGUGGAUAGUGCAAGGAAAGGGGAACGUGAAUGUCACAUUGUGGUGCUGACAGAUGAAGACACCGUGGACUGGGAUGAAGAUCAUCCACCUCCAAUGGGAGAGGAGUACUCACAAAUCCUUUACAGCUCCAAGCUGUACAGAUUCUUCAAGUACAUCGAGAACCGCGAUGUGGCAAAAGCUGUCUUAAAGGAGCGGGGCUUGAAGAACAUUCGUAUUGGCAUUGAAGGGUAUCCCACCUGCAAAGAGAAGGUGAAGAGGAGGCCUGGUGGCCGCUCAGAAGUUAUCUACAACUACGUUCAACGGCCCUUCAUCCAGAUGUCAUGGGAGAAGGAAGAGGGCAAGAGCCGUCACGUUGAUUUCCAGUGUGUUCGGAGCAAAUCCCUCACAAACCUUGUCACUGUGGGUGAUGAUGUUUCAGAGGACCAGGAGGUUGUAAUGCAUCACCCCCCACAGGUAGAUGAACUGGACAGGCUGAAUGCACCAUUCUCCCAAAUGGCUGUGAAUGAUUUACCAGAUUAGUGGUGGCUCAGGGUCAUGGUCCUGCUGAUGUGGGACCGUCUCGGCAUAGUUCCGUCCCUGGUGAUGGAAUACAGACUCUUGCAGGGUGCUUUAUCCUCGUUCCUGCUCUUACUAUGUUGUCAUACUUCAAGCAUGUUAAUAAAGAGCCACACUCUGGUCUAAUUGUGCAAUCAAAAGCAACACCUCCUCAAACAAGAAGAAA